Messenger RNA from Hypanus sabinus (Atlantic stingray), 1153 nucleotides. RefSeq names its product complement C1q-like protein 2. The record is from RefSeq and is a predicted model, not a curated record. Gene Ontology annotation, molecular function: protein binding. NCBI's taxonomy places the organism in Eukaryota, Metazoa, Chordata, Chondrichthyes, Myliobatiformes, Dasyatidae. The transcript has 2 exons. Bases 208 to 957 code for a protein of 249 amino acids.
UAGAGCAAAACUUUCUCUAGCAAAUCCUGAUUUCCCCCCAGAAACAUCUUCUGCCUCUCUGUAACUAGCUAGAUAGAUUUCUCCGUUGGGGUGGCCUCUGGUAAAUCGUUCACCAUUACUUCCAAAAGUGAAAACGAUUUUUUGACGCUGGCUGCGUCCAGAAUCAGCCGAAGGAAGCGAGUGAUUGGAGCGGCCAUUGGGGUGGCCAUGGUCUUAAUUCUGCUCAUCGCCAUCCCCUUGCUGGUCCAAAGCUCCAAGGCUUCAGCCCACUACGAGAUGCUAGGCAGCUGCAGAAUGGUCUGUGACCCUUACAGCCCAAAGCCGAGCUCCACGGCGGCAGAAGCCAUCCAGGAUCUGGCCGUGAUGUCCCCGCCACCCUUCAUCCACGGGAGCAAGGGCGACCAGGGACGCCGAGGUAAACCUGGACCCAGGGGACCUCCCGGAGAGCCCGGACCCCCAGGUCCAAGAGGUCCACCUGGAGAGUGGGGAGAUCUAGGCAAACCGGGUCCACCCGGGCCACCGGGAUCAGGGGCAGGCACAUUCAGCGCAGCUUUCCACAGCCCGAAGAUCGCCUUUUACGCCGGCCUCAAGAAACCGCACGAGGGCUACGAAAUUCUUAAGUUUGACGACGUUGUGACUAACGUUGGAAACCACUACGAGGCUUCUACGGGCAAGUUCACCUGCACGGUUCCCGGGAUCUACUUCUUUACCUAUCAUGUACUGAUGAGAGGAGGGGACGGUACCAGUAUGUGGGCUGACCUGUGCAAGAACGGCCAGGUACGAGCUAGCGCCAUUGCCCAGGAUGCUGACCAGAACUAUGACUACGCCAGCAACAGUGUCAUCUUGCAUCUGGAUGUUGGAGAUGAAGUCUACGUGAAGCUUGACGGAGGGAAAGUUCAUGGCGGCAAUAGCAACAAGUAUAGCACCUUUUCCGGUUUCAUCAUCUACCCAGACUGAGCAAAGGUGCCUUUGUGUCCUAUUGCAGACCAACCAGGGAGGAAUGUGUGUAGUGUCAAUCAGAAGGUUGAAUGGAGCACAGAAUUAGCAACCCACCCACCAACCCCUAAAUUUUCAAUAGAUAAAUGAAUAAUUAUUUUAUAAAUUUGUUUUAAACUUCACAAUCAGUAGAUUUUUUAAUUAAGUUAGCACUUAA